GUGGGUGAGGGAGCGGGCGGAGGAGGAAGUGUCAUGGCGUCGGGCCGUGGAUCUUCUUCUCGCUGGUUCUUUACUCGGGAACAGCUGGAGAACACGCCGAGCCGCCGCUGCGGAGUGGAGGCGGACAAAGAGCUCUCGUACCGCCAGCAGGCGGCCAACCUCAUCCAGGAAAUGGGACAGCGUCUCAAUGUCUCUCAGCUUACAAUAAACACUGCGAUUGUUUAUAUGCAUAGGUUUUAUAUGCACCAUUCCUUCACCAAAUUCAAUAGAAAUAUAAUAUCACCUACCGCAUUAUUUUUGGCUGCAAAAGUAGAAGAACAGGCUCGAAAACUUGAACACGUUAUCAAAGUAGCGCAUGCUUGUCUUCAUCCUCUAGAGCCACUUCUGGAUACUAAAUGUGAUGCUUACCUUCAACAGACUCAAGAACUGGUUAUACUUGAAACUAUAAUGCUACAAACUCUAGGUUUUGAGAUCACCAUCGAACACCCACACACAGAUGUAGUGAAAUGUACCCAACUAGUAAGAGCAAGCAAGGAUUUGGCACAGACAUCCUAUUUCAUGGCUACCAACAGUCUGCAUCUUACAACCUUCUGUCUUCAGUACAAACCAACAGUGAUAGCAUGUGUAUGCAUUCAUUUGGCUUGCAAAUGGUCCAAUUGGGAGAUUCCUGUGUCAACUGAUGGAAAGCAUUGGUGGGAAUAUGUGGAUCCUACAGUUACUCUAGAAUUAUUAGACGAGCUAACACAUGAGUUUCUACAAAUAUUGGAGAAAACGCCUAGUAGGUUGAAGAGGAUUCGAAACUGGAGGGCUACUCAGGCGGCUAGAAAACCAAAAGUAGAUGGCCAAGUAUCAGAGACACCACUUCCUUGUUCAUCUUUGGUCCAGAAUUCCAUUUUAGUAGAUAGUGUCACUGGUGUGCCUACAAACCCAAAUUUUCAGAAACCAUCUACAUCAGCGUUCCCUGCUCCAGUACCUCUAAAUUCAGGAAAUAUUUCUGUUCAAGACAGCCAUACCUCUGAUAAUUUGUCAGUACUAGCAACAGGAAUGCCAAGUACCUCAUAUGGCUUGUCAUCACACCAGGAAUGGCCUCAACUUCAAGAAUCAGCAAGGACAGAGCAGAUGUAUUCACAGAAGCAGGAGACAUCUUUGUCUAGUAGCCAGUACAACAUCAACUUUCCGCAGGGACCUUCUAUAUCACUGCAUUCAGGAUUACAUCACAGACCUGACAAAAUUUCUGAUCAUUCUUCUGCUAAGCAAGAAUAUACUCAUAAAGCAGGGGGCAGUAAACACCAUGGGCCAAUUUCUGCUACUCCUGGAAUAAUUCCUCAGAAAAUGUCAUUAGAUAAAUAUAGAGAAAAACGUAAGUUAGAAACUCUUGAUCUUGAUGCAAGGGAUCAUUAUAUAGCUGCCCAGGUAGAACAGCAGCACAAACACAUGCAGUUACAGGCAGCCAGCAGCAGUUCUGUAACUUCUCCCAUUAAAAUGAAAAUUCCCAUCACAAAUCCUGAAAAACCUGAAAAAUACAUGGCAGAUAAAAAGGAAAAGAGUGGAUCACUGAAAUUACGGAUUCCAAUACCACCCACUGACAAAAGCACCAGUAAAGAAGAACUAAAAAUGAAGAUAAAAGUUUCUUCCUCAGAAAGACACAGCUCUUCUGAUGAGGGCAGCGGGAAGAGCAAGCACUCGAGCCCACAUAUCAGCAGAGACCAUAAGGAGAAGCAUAAGGAGCAUGUGUCAAACCGCCAUCACACCAGCAGUCACAAGCACUCCCACUUGCAGAGUGGCAGUAGCAGUGGUGGCAGUAAACACAGUGCUGAUGGAAUACCACCCACUGUCUUGAGGAGUCCUGUUGGCCUGAGUAGUGAUGGCAUUUCCUCUAGUUCCAGCUCUUCAAGGAAGAAGCUGCAUAUCAAUGAUGCAUCUCACAACCAUCACUCCAAAAUGAGCAAAAGUUCCAAAAGUUCAGGUAGUUCAUCUAGUUCUUCCUCCUCUGUUAAGCAGUAUAUAUCCUCUCACAACUCUGUUUUUAACCAUCCCUUACCCCCUCCUCCCCCUGUCACAUACCAGGUGGGCUACGGACAUCUCAGCACCCUCGUGAAACUGGACAAGAAGCCAGUGGAGACCAACGGUCCUGAUGCCAAUCACGAGUACAGUACAAACAGCCAGCAUAUGGACUACAAAGACACAUUCGACAUGCUGGACUCGCUGUUAAGUGCCCAAGGAAUGAACAUGUAAUAAUUUGUUUAGGUCAAUUUUUCCUUUACCUUUUUAAUUUAAAAAUUGUUAGAAUGGAAAAAUUCCUCCUGAUAUAGCAGUGGUAACACACCUGCUGUUGCUGCCACUGCCUCAAUAUUUGUAAAUGCUGCUUUAUUCUUCAUUCUGAAAAGAAGAAAUUAUAGUAACAAGUCUUUAUCUCCACAUAUGAUAGUGUUAAAAAUACUGUAAAAGCAUGGAAGGUGCAACACUCAGUAUUUCUACAAUUGCAGCUAAGAACAUUAGGAUGAAUGGCUGGCUGCUUCUAGGAAUUAAGAUGCCUCAAGCAUUCAUUAUUUAUAAUUUGAAUACUGUAGCUACUUUUUUGUUGUUGCUUGGCUUUUGAAUGAGUGUAAAUUGUUUUCUUUUGUGUAUUUAUACUUGUAUGUAUGAUUUGCAUGUUUCAGUGAUAAAGGGAUAAAACAGUAUACUGAUAACUGUUUACAAGAAAGUGGAGAAAAAUGUACAUACAUUUUUGUAUGUUUAGAUAUUACCAUAAAUACUCAGGAUUGGAGCUGCUUGUAAGUAUAACAAUAUACAGAGUAACUUUAUUUUAUCUUGUCAGAGUCCAUCACUAAUCUAAAACAAAGGUGGCACUUUUUUAUGUUAACCUUAAACUCUAGGCCUUACGGGAAGCCACUGAUGGGAGACACUUCACUACCAGAGGGGUAUGCAGUGCCUGAUGGUCAUUUAUACUGUCAGGCACUGAACUUUUGCCUUCAGAGGUUCGGACCAGAUUGGCUGCUGAAAUAGACCCUAACUUUCUGAAGGCCUGAAGAGGAAAAAAUAAAGUUUACCUACUCUUGAUGUGAAGUGCAUCUAAGUGUUUGUUGGCUUGUUGCAGUACUUUAAAAUAGAGCUGUUAAUAAUGGUUACGUGGAUUACUGUGAUUUGACAACUAAGUUCACAAAAACUUACGUAGUAAAGAAUCAGUAUGUUCUUUCCUUAAAGAACUUCACACUACAUGUUUUAACAGUAAACAAGGAUCACUUUUCCUUUCGCAUUCAAAAUGACACCAUAUUCUUUAUUGAAAAUAAUACUCCUCCCCUGAUGCGUGUUUAUGUGUGAUACCAUAUUUCUUUUUCAGGUAAAUGUAGUCUUCCUUAUAAAAAUGAAAUUAAACCUAUGCUCUCUCAAUUCCUUUAUAUUCUAACAAUAAUAAAAAAAAAAAGAAAAGAUCACUGACUGUGCAUUGUACCUAUAUUUAUAGCUUAUGGUUAUUAUCAAGAAGCUUUAAGAAAAAAGGUCAGCCGGCCUCCCAGGCAAACCACUAGUAGGAAGUUUUAGAUUUGUUUGCACAUCUCAGUAUAUUUCUGUUGAGGAAAAGUUUGCACAGUCAUCUGACUUCUGAUCAAACAAUAGACUUUAACUUGUUUAGGUUUUGUCUUAAAAACCAAUAAUAUGACUCGUUUAUCAGCUAAUCUUGAAUUUAUUCUGUGGUAAAUCUUUGAGCUGUUGCGUAUCUUUGAGAUGGGUUGGAUUCAACUUCUGUUGAACAGAAAACUGUCUUAAUUUUUCCUCCAUGUAUAUGAAUUAUUUUGUUACAAAGCCACUGGUAUGUGCACAAUUGUAAUUUUAUUCAAGUAUGUUACAGUUGUAAAUAUUAGAGUUCAAUUUCGUGCUCUGCUUUUAUUUAGCAAUUACCUAAUUUUCCAGUAGCUUUAUAAAUUUCUUAAGAUAAUUGUUUACUGUUUUGUCAAUGUUAUUUGAACUUGGGAUACUAGGAGCCUCUCUCUAGGGACUUUGCCUUCCUAGCAUGUCCUAACAUUUGUUCUUGUCUUCCAUAACUUUAGUAAUAUUUGUCAUUAUAUGUAACUUUGUUGCUCUGUAUGGUAUAAUAUUGUAUCCAUAAACAUGGUAAUUUUGAUCAGUUAUACCUUUACAGUGGUACAUAAUCCAAGGACUAGUAUAGAAUUAAGCUGAGUGCAAGAUGAGGGAGGGGAAGGGUUUUCUUGAUACUUUAGAUGUGAAACCUCUACAGAGCUAUCAUGUGAAACUGCAUAGGUUGGUUGUGCUGCUGUAUAAUUGGGGGUGGUAAUACCAGGAAUUUUAAUAAGAUUUUGUAAAGAAUAUCCAGAAAAGUAGUGAAUUUAUUUUCAGUAGAUAUAGAAAACAAUGUGAAUAUUUAAGGUCUGUGACUAUAGUUAAACUUCACUAAUAAUUUGCAGAAUUGUUUUGAGAUGUGGGAAUAAAGGUAAUUUUGUUAAAUCUUUAUUGGUGCUAAUGAUGGACAGAUAAAAGGAUAGCUAGUGUAUAUUGUUAUGGGUCAGUACUUACUGGUACUUCCAAAAUUGAAUUUGAAAUGUUAUGUAUUCACUUUUCAGUCUGUAAAUGUAAUUCUUUACAAUGAUUUUAUUUAUUAAAGGGCAGCCAGUUGUAAUUUUUUACGGGAUUGUGUGAGCUAUUCAAACUCUUUAACCUCUGAACAGGAUAUGAAGCUUCCAAAACCACAAUAGGGAUAAAUAUAGAAAUUUUUUUAAGUUUCAUUUCCAUUAAUGGAAAACCCUUAUAAUUCAUAUUACCAUGAAUUUGCUUUAACUGUCUCAUUUGCAUAAGAUAGUUCAUCUACAUGGUCCCAUUAGGCUCUACCAAAGAAAAAGACUCUGAUGAAUGGACAUUAUUACUGUGAGUCUUCUUGUAAGUAGCCAUAAAUAAACCAAAAUAGUAUCAUUAAAUUUAGAUAUGAAAUUCCACCUGUGCAAAAUACUGUUAAGGAAAUACAUUUUGAAGAGAUUUUUUAAAAAUAUUUGAAAUAUUAAAAAACAUUAUCUUUAAACGUCCUA
This is a messenger RNA of Nycticebus coucang (slow loris), 5036 nucleotides long. It is a transcript of the gene CCNT2, whose product is annotated as cyclin T2. Gene Ontology annotation, biological process: positive regulation of DNA-templated transcription, elongation; regulation of transcription by RNA polymerase II. The coding region runs from base 34 to 2235 and encodes 733 amino acids. The record is from RefSeq and is a predicted model, not a curated record. Gene Ontology annotation, molecular function: cyclin-dependent protein serine/threonine kinase activator activity. The transcript is spliced from 9 exons. Gene Ontology annotation, cellular component: nucleus; cyclin/CDK positive transcription elongation factor complex. Lineage: Eukaryota; Metazoa; Chordata; Mammalia; Primates; Lorisidae.